GUUACUGAGUUAUAACUAUAGUCUGUUCUCCCUCAGUUGAGAGCUCUCUGCCUGUUGACCCUACUUUCAAAAGGUCUUAAAUCCAUUCUGCCUCUAUUUCGAGCUCCAAUGUCCGCUUCACUUCGCCAAAAGCCGGAGAGUAUCUCCAUCAGUCCCCUCCUUAAGAAGCUUGCCUACCCCGCGUCCGAAGUCGCGGUAGAAGCUUCAGAAAUCGCUUCAGCAUUCGCAUUGAUUUUCGAAGAUCGUCUUUCAGAUAUUCAAACAGCGGCCCUGUUGACUCUACUGCACUCAACUGGAAAAGAUCGAGAUGCGGAGGUUAUUGCAAAGUGUUCGCAUCAGAUGAGAGAAGCCGCUCGCCAGGUCAACAAAACUGCUUUGAGACAAGCCAUUCAAGCCCGUGGCAGGAAAGAAGGAACCUACCGAGGUGGUUUGUGCGACAUUGUUGGAACCGGCGGUGAUUCGCAUUCCACCUUCAAUAUUUCCACCACCUCUUCUAUUCUCGCCUCACCGCUCCUCAUGACAGCUAAACAUGGAAAUCGGGCUCAGACUUCGUUUUCUGGAUCGGCUGAUGUCCUCAAUGCCAUCUCUCCCGUUCCCCCCAAAAUCUCCGCCGUUACUGCCCAGAACCUCCACGAAGUGUACGCCGCUACGAACUAUGCCUUCCUUUUCGCACCUAACUUCCACUAUGGCAUGAUGUAUGCUGAUAAUGUGCGCCGAAAUCUUGGCUUACGAACAAUCUUUAAUCUUAUGGGCCCCCUCGCAAACCCUGUCGAUUGGGCUAUCGAGGCUCGUGUCGUCGGCGUAGCCUACCAGGCUCUUGGGCCCGUGUUUGUUGAGGCUUUGCGCCAGAAUGGAUGCAAGAAGGCACUCGUUGUUUGUGGCAUGGAAGAUUUGGACGAGAUCAGUUGUGCUGGGAAGACCAACUGCUGGCAAUUGUCCGAAAUCCCUAACCCAGAGUAUACCGAGGGAGAGGAUUCCAAUGAUGACGAGGAGCGUGUCCCCCGUACCAUAGCCAAAUUGGAAUCAUUCCAAUUAGAGCCCGCCGAUUUCGGCCUUCCGGUCUACCCUCUGACCGCCGUCUACGGUAGGAAGAUGCCCAAGGAGAACGCGGCAAAGCUGAUGAGCAUCCUACGGAACGAACUGCCUCGGGAUGACCCGAUUCUGAGUUUUGUUCUUAUGAAUGUGGCGGCUCUUUUGGUGACUUCGGGAGUCUGUGAAUCGGACACCAGCAACAUGGGUCCUGGUGACGAUGGCCAAGUGAUCACCGAGCGCGGCCCAGGUGGUGGCCGUUGGAAGGAAGGUGUCCGGCGUGCACGCUGGACCAUUGAAAGCGGCGCCGCUCUCAAAUGCCUCGAGGGUUUUAUUGAAGUAACCAACAAACUUCAGUAAAGGCUACGAGUAUAUGUAUUUCGGAUCUCUCUUUUUAAAUUUUUUUUGUGAUAUUGGAAACGGAUUAAUGAAAAAAAAAGGAAAGGGAAAAAAAGGUUUUUUUUUUUUCGGUAUAUGAUUAUUAUGUUGGAUGAAAUCAUUAUAAAGAUAUUUUCUGGGGAAUUUCUGCAAAAGUUGGCCAAAAAUAGUCUGUAAGUCGCUAGAUAUCAAGGACUAUUGUUCAUACUUGUCUCCUCUUCUUCAACAAGCCAUGUAAGACAACCAUUGCAGUACUGCAUAAUGUACUCUUGAAUCACUCAAAUCCCAAAGCGCCAACAAAUGCACGUAAAAAAAAA
Messenger RNA from Aspergillus ochraceoroseus IBT 24754, 1724 nucleotides. Its product is annotated as anthranilate phosphoribosyltransferase. The coding region runs from base 109 to 1389 and encodes 426 amino acids. Lineage: Eukaryota; Fungi; Ascomycota; Eurotiomycetes; Eurotiales; Aspergillaceae. Gene Ontology annotation, biological process: L-tryptophan biosynthetic process. Gene Ontology annotation, molecular function: anthranilate phosphoribosyltransferase activity. The transcript is spliced from 2 exons. The record is from RefSeq and is a predicted model, not a curated record. Gene Ontology annotation, cellular component: cytosol.